GCGGCGGAUGAUCCGCCCGGCGUUUCAGGGGCUGCAGGGACUUGGGACCGGGUCAGAGGAGACGAAACACGUUAUCUGGGGGGACAGCUCGAUGUUUGAGUGACUGCAGGCCCCCCAGGCUGUGCCGGGACACCCCCGGACCUGCCCCCGCCGCCUCCAGCCCCUCAGGGCGCCCUGAGGCGCUGCCCCUGGGCGGGGAGGAGAGCUCCUUGGCAGAGGCAGCGAUGGCGAGCAACGCGCAAAAAUCUGAUGAGAGUGGGAGUAAACGCCAAAGGAUGGAGAAUGAAGCGUCAGAAAACCCUCAGCUGUCCUUCCCUGACAAAACAGAUCUGGCUCUUUCUGAGGACUCGCAGUCCCUUUACGACACUGAACCACUGGAAAAGGUUUUAAACGAUAUGAGCAAAGAAAUUAUGACCUUGUUAUCAAAAUAUGCUAACAUUAUAAGGCAAACAGCAGCGAUGGAGGCUUCUUGUGUCCAAGAACUGGAAGGAAUCUUAAAAGAAGCGAGGGACAUAGACGAGGACUUAAAGCAGAAAAGGGAGAGUCUGAAACAGAGAUUCACUGUCAUGGCAAACACCCUGCAGGGAUAAAUGGAGUUCAUUCAGCUGCAGAAGUGCAGAGCCAAACUCAGUCUAUUUUGUGUAUUCAAACAAACCGUGAGGAGUGUUAUGGUGUCUGGUUCUUAGGUAAAUAUUUACGGCACUCCAGGAAACCUUCAACAACUUAAGCAGCGACUUAUACAUAGUUAGUAAAGCCAGUUCUUAAUAUCUGUUUUAAAUCCUGUGACUCCAAGGUUUUCAAACACUAAACGAUAAGGAUUUUACUUGUUAACCCAUUGAACAUAGGACAGAAAUUUCCCUGUGAAACACAGAAUUUUGUAAGUGGAAAAGGACCUCAGAUUAUUUAAUUCUAAUAAUUUUCUGUGUUUGUUUUAGUUUUCGGGGUUUUUCUUUCUACUUUAGAAAAUGUUUUGGUGCUAAAGUCUUUGUAGAAUGUACUUGCAAUGUUAUUUCAGUUUUGUCUCAGAAUACAAACAGGUUGAAGAGAUCAGCUUAGAAAUAGGAGAGUUCUAUUAAGAAAAAUACUUUGGGAAAUGUAUAAAGUCUUAAUUUGAAAAUGCAUGUAAUACUUGUACAGCUUUUCACGGCCAUUUUGAUAUAAACAUUAAAGCACACAAUCAAAACUUCGCUGUUAUGUCAAUAAAUAACUAGACAAUAAUAA
This is a messenger RNA of Pseudopipra pipra, 1221 nucleotides long. RefSeq names its product testis expressed 12 (gene TEX12). The record is from RefSeq and is a predicted model, not a curated record. Lineage: Eukaryota; Metazoa; Chordata; Aves; Passeriformes; Pipridae. The coding region runs from base 225 to 590 and encodes 121 amino acids. The transcript has 6 exons.